UUAUAUAUAUAUAUAUGAAUAAAAACACAAUAUUACACCUGAUCCUCGAUGGAAAAUUAAAAUCGCCUGCACGUGACUAAUCCGGGGACAAAGUUCAUAGCAGCAACUAUGGCGCCUUCCACUCACAGGAUGGGACGAGUGCUAGUGGUGCUGCUGGUGUUGUGUUUCAGCGUCGAAGCUGUGGAUCGUGGUAACUUCAAAACAUGUGAGCAGAGCGCUUUCUGCAAGCGUCAGAGGGAGCUGAAGCCAGGUCAGAGUCCAUACAGAGCUCUGCUAGAUACCUUAGAGCUCAGCGACUCCAGGAUUACACUGCAGCUCAUUAAUGAUAAUAACAAGGUGCGUCUGCUCUUGGAGCUGUACAGGCUGCAGGGCAACAUGACGCGGGUUAAAAUCAACGAGCUCAAGCCUCUCCGACCUCGUUAUGAGGUCCGGGAUGUCCUCGUCACGGAUCCUCCUACCAAACCCAUGACGGUGGUGACCCAGGACGAGAACAGCGUGGUGCUCUCUCUGGGUGCAGACGAACAGCAUCUGAUCGUCAGCGCCCAACCUUUCCGCCUCGACAUCGUGGAGGGCCCUCAGGUGCUGCUGUCCCUCAAUUCCCGCGGCCUGCUGGCUUUCGAGCACCUGCGUCUGCGCAAAGACACCAUCUCUCAUAAAAUAACAAGCACAUUCGGUAGCAUGUGGGACUCGAUCAAGAGCGUGUUCUCUAGUAAACAAGACACAGAGGGAGCUGGUGAAUCAGAGAAUGCUGAGGAUGCUGGUGAUAAGGGUGAAAACAGAGAAGAGGAAGAGAAGCCUGGCAUGUGGGAAGAGACAUUUAAAACCCACAGUGACUCAAAGCCCAAUGGUCCAACAUCCAUUAGCCUAGACUUCAUUUUUCCAGGUGUGGAACAUGUUUACGGCAUUCCCGAGCAUGCAGACACUCUCAAACUGAAAAACACAGAUGGGAGUGACCCAUAUAGGCUUUAUAACUUGGAUGUGUUCCAGUACGAGCUGCACAACCCCAUGGCACUGUACGGCUCCGUGCCCGUGCUCAUAUCCCACAAUGCUCAGCGCACCAUGGGUGUCUUCUGGUUGAACGCAGCCGAGACUUGGGUGGACAUCUCCUCAAGCACUAUGACAAUGUUUGGUAAGAUGCUGGACUUUGUCCAGGGUUCGAGUGAAGUUCCGCAGACGGAUGUGCGCUGGAUCUCUGAGAGCGGCAUCAUUGAUGUCUUCAUCAUGCUCGGACCAAAACCAAGUGACGUUUUCACCCAAUACGCCUCACUGACUGGCACUCAGGCCUUCCCUCCUCUGUCCACUCUUGGAUACCAUCAGUGUCGCUGGAACUACAACGAUCAGGAAGAUGUAAAAGCUGUGGACCAGGGUUUUGAUGAGCACGACAUCCCCCUCGACUUCAUCUGGUUGGACAUUGAGCACACUGAUGGCAAACGCUACUUCACCUGGGACCCUCAAAAGUUCCCACAACCCAAAGAAAUGCUUCAGGGGCUCAUGGAAAAGAGACGCAAGAUGGUCACCAUUGUAGACCCUCAUAUUAAAGUGGACAGUGGGUACAGGAUUCACAAUGAAAUUCGCUCUAAGAACCUUUAUGUCAAGAACAAAGACGGAACAGACUACGAAGGCUGGUGCUGGCCAGGAAGCGCUGGAUAUCCCGACUUCACCAACCCUGAGAUGAGAACCUGGUGGGCUAGCCAGUUUGCCUACGACCAGUAUAAGGGUUCAAUGGAGAACCUGUACACGUGGAACGAUAUGAACGAACCAUCCGUAUUCAAUGGGCCGGAGGUGACCAUGCACAAAGACGCGCUGUUCGGCCGCUGGGAAAACAGAGAUGUACACAACCUCUAUGGGUUGUAUGUGCACAUGGCGACCGCUGAAGGGUUGAUCCAGCGCUCUGGUGGUAAAGAGAGACCGUUUGUUCUCUCCAGGGCCUUUUUCGCAGGAUCCCAGCGCUAUGGGGCCAUAUGGACAGGGGACAAUGCAGCUGAAUGGGGACAUCUGAAGAUGUCCAUCCCCAUGUGUUUGAGUCUGGGACUUGUGGGCAUUUCUUUUUGUGGAGCCGAUGUUGGUGGUUUCUUUAAGCAUCCGAGCGCCGAGUUGUUGGUGCGUUGGUACCAGGCCGGUGCGUACCAGCCAUUUUUUCGUAGUCACGCUCACUUGGACACCCCGCGGCGUGAACCCUGGCUCUUUGGGCCAGAAAACACGGCUCUGAUCAGAGAAGCGAUACGUCAGAGAUAUACAUUACUGCCCUACUGGUACCAGGCCUUCUAUAAUGCUUAUCGCACAGGACAGCCUGUCAUGAGGGCUCUGUGGGUUGAAUAUCCUCAGGAUCCAGCCACAUUUCCCAUUGAGAAUGAAUAUUUAAUUGGUAAAGAUCUGCUUGUCCACCCCGUUACUGACGAGGGCGCAAAGAGCGUCACAGCCUACCUGCCUGGGAAAGGGGAGGUUUGGUACGAUGUUCACACGUUCCAAAAACAUAAAGGGGCUCAGAAUCUCCACAUUCCAGUCACCAUGAGCUCAAUCCCAGUGUUUCAGCGUGGUGGCUCCAUCAUCAGCAGGAAGGACCGCAUCAGGAGAUCUUCCUCUUGCAUGGAAGAUGACCCUUACACCCUUUACAUGGCACUGAGUGCUCAGGGCAUAGCUGAAGGAGAGCUCUACAUUGAUGAUUUCCACACCUUCAACUUUGAAAAAGAAAAGCAGUUUAUCCACAGACAACUGAGCUUCUCUGAUAACGUACUUACCUCAAGGAACCUGGCUCCAGACUCAGAGUUCACUACAGCAGCAUGGAUAGAGAAGGUGAUUAUAAUUGGAGCCGCUCGUCCGUCUUCUGUUUCCCUGAAGACUGCAGAUGGUGCAGAGUCUGCUGUGGAGUUUGAUUUUGAUUCUGAAGCAUCAGUGUUAACAUUGCACAACCCUGGCGUCAAUGCUGGAACCGACUGGACUGUGACAUUGCUGUAACAUACACACACACACACACACACACACACACACACACACACAGAGGUUACUAGGACAUAAGCAAAUUUAUGCACACAAAAUCGCACCAGAGGGAGCAACACUUUUUUGUUUUGCAAGAUUUGAUUAUUCCAUACACACCCACUGACAAUGAGUGUGUGUGUGUGUGUGUGUAGAAUAUUUGAGUUUGGGAUAAUUUUAGUAUGGAAAUGUAAAUAGAAAGAUGACAGAAUUAGAGGGCCAUCAGAGAGAAAAAAAAUCUUUUAAUUCUCUUAAUAAUGUUCCCAUUAUAGCCUACUACAUCCUGUUCAUUUUUUAAAAAACCUUUGCAUCACGUUUGUAUUAAAAAGUGUCCGUAGUUGACGUUAAUAGUGAAAGCAUAAUUAUUCCAUUUCGUUUAUUUUUCCCUUCAUUGGAAUAUGAUUUAUUUAGAAAUGUGGAAUCUUUUGCACUGACAUUCAAUAUUCCAGUUUUCCACGAGUAGUAAAAAAAAAAAAAAAAAAAAAAAGAUUUUCCAAAUAUCGUUGCUAGAGAUGUUAAAACCACAUUGGUUUGGAAAGGUCCUAAAUAGUAGGUUUAAACGGAGCCAGAUAAAAUUUCACUGUAUUUACUACCUGAUUUUAGUACAUUUCCGAGAAAGCCAUCUUUCUUUGCCGAUCUCCACGGAAGGAGAAGAAGAAAAACACCAUUUGUUUACGCUGAUUAUUCCGUUUAAUUUACUACAUAGUUUUAUGUUAAUAUUAAACGUUUCUGAUUGUGUUUACACGUGCUCGUGAUCUCCUCUGAACAUUCAUAACUAAAGAAAAACACAAAUAUCCAUGCGUCAUUGUGGUAUUUGAGCUGUGUACAUUAAGAGAACUUGUGUAUCCCUGACCAAAGCAUUCAUUCCAAGGCCUUGCAAUCUCAAUGAAAACUAUCAGAUCUUUUAGGUUUUGAUCUCUGUGGAUCCAGAAUUAUGUUCUACUGAUGAACGUUCUUGCUUAGGAUAAGAUUAGCCGAUGUUAAAGUCUUGGCUCAUAAACACAAGGACGGCUAAAAUAAAGAUGAUGAUAUAGAUCA
Molecule: messenger RNA, 4011 nt
Organism: Hemibagrus wyckioides
Lineage: Eukaryota; Metazoa; Chordata; Actinopteri; Siluriformes; Bagridae
Gene: ganaba
Product: glucosidase II alpha subunit a
Exons: 25
Coding region: 109-2955 (948 amino acids)
Biological process (GO): carbohydrate metabolic process; N-glycan processing
Cellular component (GO): glucosidase II complex
Molecular function (GO): glucan 1,3-alpha-glucosidase activity; carbohydrate binding
Source: RefSeq, a predicted model, not a curated record